CCAAGAUUCCUCAGUCUGGGAGCAGCACAGGAGAGGAACCAGCCACUGAGGACUAUCUCAGGAACGGCAUGGAGAGCAAAUGGAGUGGCUGGGUGCUGAUCCUUUCUGUGUGCCUGGGCUCCUACCAAGCCGCAGCCAGCCCCCUCCCCGAGUGCAGCGAGCGGCCGGAGGAUUGGUGCCGCGAUGUGGUGACGGCGGCCAAGUGCGGGACGCUGGCGCUCUGUCGGCUCACAGUCUGGGACCAGGCCCUGGGGAAGGGGAUCCCAUGUCACCUGUGCCAGAUGGCAGUCUCCAUGGUGGGCAAGAUCCUGCAGGACAACUGCACUGAGGAAAAGCUGCGGCUCUUCUUGGAGAAGAAAUGCCAGUACCUGCCCUUCCAGGACUGGUCAGUCAAGUGCAAGAAGAUGGUGGACACCGGCAUCCUCGUCCUUGUGCAGCUGGGCAAGCAAGUGAUGUCGGACCCGAAGGUGGUGUGUGGGACCCUCAAGCUGUGCCAGCCUCGGGAGAGCCCCACGGGGGCCCUGAAGUUCCAGGAGCCGCCACCAGCCCGCACGGGCCCCGCUCAGGACUUUGCUGACCUGGUCACCCCCUUCAUUGCCAACGUGCCCCUCCUGCUCCAUCCCCAGGACCUGCCUGACGACGAGGCCCAGGCGACGGAGGAGGUGUGCGGGGACUGCCUGCAGCUGGUAGCGGCCUUGCAGCUGGAGCUGGGGAGUGACGCCGCCUUCGCCCAGGCGCUGGUGGCCCGCACCGAGGAGGCGUGCGAGGUCCUCGUGCCGGACCUGGCGCAGUGGUGCAAGCGCUACCUGGCCGAAUACGGAGACACGGCCGUGCAGCUGCUCCGGCACUUGCAAGCUGAGGACCCAAUGGAGCUGUGCGGCCAUCUGGGACUCUGCUCCUCUGCCUCUGCACUGCCCCUCCAUACGCUGCUCACAGAGAAGGUGACGCAGGUCCUGAGCACGCUGGGGGAUGGGGAGGGGACCACGCCGCUGUGUGAGAUGUGCCAGUUUGUCGUGAAGACGGCUGAGAGCCUCCUGGAGAACAACGUGACGGAGGAGCAACUGGUGAACGACAUUGAGAAGGUGUGCAACAUGCUGCCCCACGGCAUCAUCGGGCAGUGCAAAGACUUCGUCAACUCCUACGGCAAAGCCGUGGUCAUCAUGCUGCUGGAGGCCACCGACCCAGUGGCCGUCUGCACCAUGCUGCGCUGCUGCCCCCGGAGCGGGUACACCCACCGAGGGGCUGCUGCACUGGAGCAGCUGGCGGCGGGUGUGGGCACCAUCUGCAAUGUCUGCCAGAUCGUCAUCACCUACUUUGAUAACGAGCUGCUGAAGAAUGAGACGCUGGUGGAGCUGGGCGACGUGCUGGAGAAGGGCUGUGAGCUGCUGCCCACGCCGCUCACCAGCAAGUGUGAGGCACUCGUGCUGCAGUACGAGCCCGCGGCCGUCCGGCUCCUUGUGCAGAUGAUGGACCCCACCUUUGUCUGUACCAAAUUAAAAGCCUGCGAUUCAGCCAAGGAGGAUCUCCUGGGCUUGGACCCCUGUGCCUGGGGCCCACAAUACUGGUGCAAGAACAUGGCCACGGCUGUCGAGUGUAAUGCCGUUGAGCACUGCCAGCGUCACCUAUGGAACUAGGAGCCACCUUCCCGUCUGGCCGGGCUUGCCCCACCACUUUGGUUCAGGAUCCCAGACCCCCUCCCUUGGGAUGUGCCUGCACACAUGGACAGUGAUAGCAGGAGCCCACCGGCCUCACCACCCUGGCGGGGACUGUGGGACACCCCAGCUGCCUCUGCUGCUUCCUUUCCCACCCUUGGGGCUUGGAUUUCCAAAUCAGGUUAAGGGACUCGUUAGUAUUUUCAGGACUAGGGAUUCAGCCUUGACAUCUCUCAGGGCAACUGCAAAAAUAUCCAACCCCCAUCCCCAUCCUCAUCCCCAUCCCACCCUGAACUGCUUGUAAAGCCCAGAUUCUGCAACAUGGAUCCAGCCCUGUGAGCUGGGACAGUUUCUGCUGCCCAAACGCCGGCGCCUGCUCCCGGCCACUGGCAGCCUCACACCACAGGUCUCAUUGGCUUUUGGCAAGCCCAGACCUUUGCUGGUCCCUCUUCAAACGGGGGUGGCUUUUUGGUUUGUUUAUCUUUUUUUCCCCCGGUCACUAGUUAAAGAAACAAAGUGGAUUAUAUUUGCCUGCAAUGCCUGGCUUUGCAUGAAGUUUGCAAUACACUGAUUUGUCCGGCCAAUUGCUGGAGAUAAGUGUGUGUAUAUACACACACACACACACAGAGUAUCCCCUGAACAAAAAAUGAGUGAGUUUGGGAGCAAAAAUUGACUUCCAUGCACACAUCCCUGCCAAGGGGGUCCCAUGCUGACCCGGCUGCUGUGGCAGGGGGGCAGCGGGUUGCUGGCUUGUCCCUCCUUGACGUGGGGAGGGGGACACGCCUGCGGCGCCCGGUCCUGAGCGUGCAUGGGAG
This is a messenger RNA of Phalacrocorax carbo (great cormorant), 2467 nucleotides long. The record is from RefSeq and is a predicted model, not a curated record. NCBI's taxonomy places the organism in Eukaryota, Metazoa, Chordata, Aves, Suliformes, Phalacrocoracidae.